CUGAGCCAGGCUGGGCUACAGAAAAAGGGCGGAGCCUCCAGGCAGUCUCUUGGCAACCGGAUCUGGCUGCCAAACCGCCAAACCUUGAGGCGCAAUGACCUCUGGGAAUUGUAGUUCAGUUGGAAGGGCCUUUUAGGCGCCUCGUGACUGCAGGCCCGCAGUCUGCGGACUACAACUCCCGAAAUCAACCGUGAGGGCGAAUGGGUGGAAAGGGCCGCCAGCGAGCUCCGACCGGGAUUCCGUGCUCCCCAGUGACAGCAGCGGCAGGAAGCUGGCGGGUGCUACUCCGGCGCCAAGGCCUCUGGUUCCCCGAAGGGCGACAUCGGACAUUUCCCUACGUAACUCCCAUCUCGGGGCCCCGAGUCUGUGCAUGGCGAAGUCCCCGGAGAACUCUACCCUGGAGGAGAUUCUAGGGCAGUAUCAACGGAGUCUCCGGGAACGUGCAAAUAGAAGCAUUCACCAACUGAAAUGUGCCCUGAGAGAAGGUGAUGUCACCGUUGGAGAAGAUGCUGCGGGUCCCAGUGUGGAAAAUGAGGAAAAUGAGGAAAAUGAGGAAAAUGAGGACGCUGGGACUGCCUGGCAUGAACUGCGACACAGCCAUGCCGUUAAUCAGCUCAAAGCUUUGUUGCGCCAACAAGCAACUAAGGAAAGUGAGGUGUCUCCAUCAAGAAGGCGAAAAGUGUCCCCUCUGCGGGCGUCAGAAGAUGAGGAAGCCAGCGUGCCUACCAUCCACAAUCUUGUUCCGAUCAUCAAUGACCAGUCUCAGUACAUUCAUCAUUUAGAGGCAGAAGUCAAGUUCUGCAAGGAGGAACUCUCUGGAAUGAAAAACAGGGUACAAGUAGUUGUGCUUGAAAAUGAAAGUCUCCAACAAGAGCUGAAAUCUCAAAGACAAGAGGAAGCAAUGAGGGAACAAACACUUCUGGAUGCAUCUGGAAACAUGCAGAAUUCUUGGGUUACAACAGGUGAAGAUUCUGGGGUGGGUGAAGCUGCCAAGAGAGGAUUCUCCCAUGGCAAUGCGGAUAUUGUCGUAGGUGCAUCUGCUGGGGAAGCUGAAAAAUGGAAACUAGAACUGGAGAGGCUGAAACUUACUUAUGAAGAAAAGACUGAAGUCCUAGAAUCUCAAUUGAAAUUUUUAAGGAAAGACUUAGCUGGAUAUCAGGAAAAUUGUGAAGAUCUUAAAGAGCGACUGAAGCAUAAAGAGUCUCUCCUCGCUGCGAAUACUUCUAACUGGGUUGGUGGCCUGUGUUUGAAAUGUGCUCAGCACGAAGCUGUUCUUUCUCAAACCCACAAUAAUGUUCACGUGCAGACCAUUGAAAGACUGACGAAGGAAAGAGAUGACUUAAUGUCCGCACUAGUUUCCGUCAGGAGCAUCUUGACAGACGUGCAGGAAAGAGAAGCCGGCGCUUAUGAGCAGGUGAAGCAAGCCGUGCAAGUGGCCGAGGAAGCCAAUUUCGAGAAGACCAAGGCUUUAAUCCAAUGUGAACAGUUGAAGAACGAACUGGAGAGGCAGAAAGAGCGACUUGAAAAAGAACUCGCAUCGCAGCAAGAAAAAAGGGCCUUUGAGAAAGAGAUGAUGAAAAAGGACCUAACAAAAGAAAAGGAGGACCUGGGAUCAAAGAUAUUGUCCCUGUCUCAAAAUAUUGCCCAACUGGAGGUCCAGGUUGAAAAGGUUACAAGAGAGAAGAUUUCAGCUAUUAAUCAACUAGAGGAAAUUCAAAACCAGCUUGCUUCCAAGGAAAUGGAUGUCACAAAGGUGUGUGGGGAAAUGCGCUAUCAGUUGAAUAAAACCAAAAUGGAGAAGGAUGAGGCAGAGAAGGAGCACAGAGAGUACAGAGCAAAAACUAAAAGGGAUCUUGAAAUGAAAGAUCAGGAACCCAUGGGCAGAUUAUCCUUCCCAUCAACUCCUUUGUAUCACAUCAGCAUAGAGCGGCCCUGCCAGCCCGAGAGGACGCUUCUUGAACUAAAAAAAAAAAAAAAAAAAAAAAAAAAAAGACAUUUGGUUUGGAGGAAAAUGAUAAAUCUGUACCCUGAUUUUUAUUACAAAUUUUUUGUAAGCAACAGGUACACAUACACACACACACACACACACACACACACUCCAUUACUGGAAUUUAAAAACAUACAAAGAGAGUGUUAAUAUGAACUCCCACAUCUCCAUCACCUAGGCUCACCAUUUUGCCAAUUCUAUUCCAUCAAUCUCGUGGGUUUUUUUCCUCUCUUCCUCCUUCGUCUUUUUUGUCGCCUUUGUCGUCUGUUUCUUCCUCUUCUCUCCCGAAUUCUGUCUUCUUCCCCCUUGCUCCUUUUGCUGAAGUAUUUGAGGCAGAUCUCAGACAUGAUGUUAUUUCACUCAUGAACCCCUCAGUGUGCAUCUAUGAAGGAUGUUUUUUUUCAUAACCACCAGGUCGUCAUCACACAUGACAAUACCAACAAUAAUUCUUUAAUAUCUGAUAAUGCCAAGCCCAUAUUCACACUCCUCUGACCAUCUUAACAAUGUCUGUUUUAUGGCUGUUUUUUUUAGAACCAGACAGGAGCAUUUUUGUGUGUCAGAAUGUUAUGGUUUGAUCUUCUUUAACAGGAAAUAAAGGGAGAUCUCAGCAAAAUUUCAACUUUCUUUAUCUGUUGUUGUCUCAUUAAAUUUCACACAUAUAUUUUGAUUGUGCUCUGAAUUUAUAAGGUGCGUCAGCGUCAUUCUAAAGAAAUAUGAAUUAAUCCUAGAGCCAACUGUCUGAAGGAAAAUGGCUACCAUGUCGCAACCCCAAUAGUCAUAUCCUGAACUGAGCCCUGUAGAGUCUGAAAGACAAAUUUUGUAAUUAAUUCAGUCUUACAUUUAAGAUUCGGGAGUGUGACUGGAAGCCCAUUACAAAGGUUAUGGCCGAUGAAGUAGUGAAAGUUUCUUUGUCACCUUCCAUUCUGGUAGAUGAAUCUCCGAAGGUGAUUCUUCAGAGCUAAAAGGUUUGAUCAGGGCAUGGUAUAAAUAGAAAAUGCAGUAAUUUCAAAUGCAGGGGGAAAAGUGAUGUUUUAAAGGUAUUAAAAUAUAAAAAUUUUCCUUUCUUUUAUAGCCUUUCUCUCUCCCCCGUCCCUUUCUCUCUCUCUCUCUCUCUCUCUCUCUCUCUCUCUCUCUCUCUCUCUCGUCCAGUUAUGGUGUUUUCUAUUUGCUGUUUAACUUCAGAUGACCUCCAGCACAGGGCUCCCCAGGGUGGGGGGUGGGGUGAGCAGUGGGGAGACCUACCUGGUAGCUGGGUCAGGGUAAGCAGAGGCUGUACAUUGAGGCCACUGGGUGUUGUUGGAGGCAGGGAUGUAGCCACCUCUGUGUCCUGCCCUGUGAUGUCAAGGGCACACACCCUCAACCCCAUCU
Leopardus geoffroyi (Geoffroy's cat) is the source of this 3355-nucleotide messenger RNA. It is a transcript of the gene SDCCAG8, whose product is annotated as SHH signaling and ciliogenesis regulator SDCCAG8. Bases 371 to 2137 code for a protein of 588 amino acids. Gene Ontology annotation, biological process: tube formation; centrosome cycle; establishment of cell polarity. The record is from RefSeq and is a predicted model, not a curated record. Gene Ontology annotation, cellular component: centrosome; centriole. NCBI's taxonomy places the organism in Eukaryota, Metazoa, Chordata, Mammalia, Carnivora, Felidae. The transcript has 13 exons.